Sciurus carolinensis (gray squirrel) is the source of this 2466-nucleotide messenger RNA. It is a transcript of the gene Mettl14, whose product is annotated as methyltransferase 14, N6-adenosine-methyltransferase subunit. Gene Ontology annotation, molecular function: mRNA binding. Lineage: Eukaryota; Metazoa; Chordata; Mammalia; Rodentia; Sciuridae. The coding region runs from base 157 to 1527 and encodes 456 amino acids. The transcript has 11 exons. Gene Ontology annotation, cellular component: RNA N6-methyladenosine methyltransferase complex; nucleus. The record is from RefSeq and is a predicted model, not a curated record.
GUGGUGCGGACCGUGCCGGAAGUCGGUCCUGAGACGGGAAGCGGGGACCCUCGCGGAGUGGAUCUCUGGGUGAACGUGGCGUCCCGCGAACUGGGAAGGCCUGGGCGGGGCCUGGUUCGCGAGUGUCCAGUGCCAGGUGCGGCGAGCCGCGGGGACAUGGACAGUCGCCUGCAGGAGAUCCGGGAGCGGCAGAAGUUGCGGCGGCAGCUCCUCGCGCAGCAGUUGGGAGCUGAGAGCGCCGACAGCAUUGGGGCCGUAUUGAACAGCAAAGAUGAGCAGAGGGAAAUCGCAGAAGCGAGGGAGACCUGCAGGGCUUCUUAUGACACCUCUGCUCCAAAUGCAAAGCGUAAGUGCUUGGAUGAAGGAGAGACUGAUGAAGAUAAAGUGGAGGAAUAUAAGGAUGAACUAGAAAUGCAGCAGGAGGAGGAAAAUUUGCCAUAUGAAGAAGAGAUUUACAAAGAUUCUAGUACUUUUCUUAAGGGAACGCAGAGCUUAAAUCCCCAUAAUGAUUACUGCCAGCAUUUUGUAGACACUGGACACAGACCUCAGAAUUUCAUCAGGGAUGUAGGUUUAGCUGACAGAUUUGAAGAAUACCCUAAACUGAGGGAGCUCAUUAGACUCAAGGACGAGUUAAUAGCAAAAUCUAACACUCCUCCUAUGUAUUUACAAGCCGAUAUAGAAGCUUUUGACAUUAGAGAACUGACCCCCAAGUUUGACGUGAUUCUCCUGGAGCCUCCUCUGGAAGAGUAUUACAGAGAGACUGGCAUCACCGCCAGUGAGAGAUGCUGGACGUGGGAUGAUAUCAUGAAGUUAGAAAUCGAUGAGAUUGCAGCACCCCGGUCAUUUAUAUUUCUCUGGUGUGGUUCUGGGGAGGGAUUGGACCUUGGAAGAGUGUGUUUACGCAAGUGGGGUUACAGAAGAUGUGAAGAUAUUUGUUGGAUUAAAACCAACAAAAACAAUCCUGGGAAGACAAAGACUUUGGAUCCUAAGGCUGUUUUCCAGAGAACAAAGGAACACUGCCUCAUGGGGAUCAAAGGCACCGUGAAGCGAAGCACGGACGGGGACUUCAUCCAUGCCAACGUCGACAUUGACUUGAUCAUCACGGAAGAGCCCGAGAUCGGAAACAUAGAGAAGCCCGUGGAGAUCUUCCACAUCAUCGAGCACUUCUGUCUCGGUAGAAGACGUCUCCAUCUGUUUGGAAGAGACAGUACAAUUCGACCAGGCUGGCUCACAGUUGGACCGACGCUCACGAACAGCAACUACAACGCAGAGACCUAUGCAUCCUAUUUCAGUGCCCCUAACUCCUACUUGACUGGCUGCACGGAGGAAAUCGAGAGACUUCGACCAAAGUCGCCUCCUCCCAAAUCCAAGUCCGAUCGGGGUGGAGGCGCUCCCAGAGGAGGAGGAAGAGGGGGGACUUCUGCUGGCCGCGGUCGAGAAAGAAAUCGAUCCAACUUCCGAGGAGAAAGGGGUGGCUUCCGGGGAGGCCGAGGAGGAGCGCACAGAGGCGGCUUCCCCCCUCGGUAGCGUUCUGGGACGCCCGUCCGGGUCCUGCCCCCGGCCUUGGGGUGGGAGCCCCCCUUCAGGACUCGUCCCGCCCGCCCUUGCCUGGCUGCCCUGCCUGCCAGGAGCGCCUGCCGACUUCCCCGCAGCUGCCACGCGCCCGUCUGCUGGGGAGCAGUCAGCCUGUGUGGCGGGCACGUCCCUGAGCGGGAGGAGCAGCACUGGCAGCCUCCCUGUCGGAGCUCGGAGGCUCGAGGCUGGGUCCCCUCCGUUUCAGACCGUCCAGCGGCUUCUGCUUUCUGGGAAUGGCUGGGAGCGAGAGGCCGGUCUGCAGUGUCGGCCGAGUGACGGGAGUCUACGGGCAGGCGGGAAACUGCUUAAGCCAUGAUGGAGUGGGGCGCUCGGCGCUCCUGCUGGGGCUCAGCAUUUCCUCGUUGAAGUAGUGAAAGUGCAGACUGCAGUUUACUUUCUUUUAAAAAGACUUUAAAUAAAUUCAGGUGUAAUUUGAGUACUGAAGAAAUUGAGAGGCUUUGAACAAAAUCCCUUCCCUCCAGGUCUGAAUCUGAGAGGCAGGGUGGACGGCCAGGGCAGGACAAGGAGGAGGCAGGCUCAGCAGGCAGGCAGACGAGGCCGCCCGUCCUCCUGAUGGCAGGACAGAGCAGGCUGGAAGUCCCCUUUCCACAGCAAGUGAAAGCAGCCGAGGCACCAGUGGAGACCCUGGGUCGCCAGGCUGGGCCUGCGCCCCGGGCAGUACUCGGAGGUGAAGGAAUGAGGAAUAGCUUGUGUGCAGACCCUUCGCGGACACAGCUGCCCUGGGUCAGGCCCAUGUUGGCCCCGUGCUGUCGCCUGAGACUUCGUGCUCUCCUUUCUGUACCGUGACUCGUGUUUAAGGGAAUUGGAUGAAUGAAAUGAGACCUUUAUUUUGUUAUUUUUCUAAUGAAACUAUAAAUCUUUGAAAUUUGA